CAUCGAUCACCACAUUCACGUCCAUCUUACUUGCAAUUGAAAAGCGACUGCCCGUCAAAAGCAAUGAGGCCCAGAUCUGCAAACUUGAGAUGACCCGAUCGCGAAGCCAGAAUGAAGCUCACUCCCUCCCUCCUUGUCCGCAACUUCCUCGCUUCAAUCAAUCCGCCGCUUCCUCCACGAUCCCCCGGCGAAUCCAAGCGGCUCCUCAAUGUCCUUGAAUCAGCCUUCCAACGGCACCUUGACGAUGUUCACCCUUCGCCAAAAGCUACAGAGUCCAGAGACGCUACAGACACCACUUCCUCGAUACCAAAUCCUGCACAGAGGCUCACUCAUUCAACUCACUCCCAUCUCGACAGCAUCCUCAGUCACCCGCUCUUAAAGCGGAAAUCCACGACAUUCGUCCCUCCACAUACUCUAUCCGCUACGGCCGUCGCGACAUUCGAUGCCGCCUUGACUGGAAAGUCUUUGGAUCUUCAUCUUGUACAGUUUUGCGCAUUACAAUAUCUAGAAGGCUUGGAGAAGAACGAACCUGUCCUGCAAGAUGGAAAACUAGGUUCCCGCCUGUCCAAUUGGUUUACCACCAUGAGUCGCGAGGAAAAGCUCUCAUUCUGGAUGAACAGGAAAUCACUAAGAACACUAGUGCGCGUCUUGUAUGCGGACGGUCUCGAAGCAGAAGUAUGGCAGUGGCUCCGGGAUCUGUACGAACGUCAGUUCGAGACUUCAAUCUUUUUGGUCUCGGACAACGAUGCUCCCAACGCUAAAGCAUACCUUCAAGCCGAAGACAUCCUCGUCGCAACCAUGAUAUCCGAGACAACCGCAAGGAGAUCUUUACAAGAGGCUACUGAGCAAUAUGUCCAAGCCUGCAGAUAUCGCCAACAGAAGGGCCAGAGUGGUAUGGCAGGCCAACCCGGAGUCAAUUCAGUGUUCAGGCCGUUGAGGAACGCAUGGCAUUGUGUCGCUGCUGCCAUUGUAUCGCGACGCAACAAUCACGGCAUACCUACAGAAUUGUUCGAUUCGCUGCUGGACCAUGGUCUCUCCGUGACACACUCUCCUAUCGAUCACAGCUUCGUCCGAGUCUAUCAUCCGACAUCGCCAUCAGCACAAAUACUCUGUUCCAAAGUCAGGUCCGACAUGUCGCACCUUAGGCCGUUCUCGAAAUGGCAAAGACAACUGUCCAAGAGAAUGUCUCGCAAAAUCUUCCUAACCACACUACUUGACGGCGCCCAAUUGUCUCUCGAGCAGAGUCGCGCCAACGACGCUCGUGUUCUCCUGGAUUGCGCAGAACAGGAGUAUCCUGAGUUCCUCUCGGACAGCAAGGACCUAGAAACGGAGAAGAGGCUGGAAGUCGCGCAGGCCGCCAUGUUGGUACGGAGAUUCGAAGCUCGGGCGAGAUUACGGUCUGCUCCCGCACCGGUCUUUGCGUGAUGAAGGCGAUGAUUACGAGGCGGACACCAGUUAUAAUGAAAGAAAAAGCGCGAUCACACCUCUGUAGUAUACCCCCGUGAUCGCAUAAUGUACAUAGUCAUGUAGCCCUGAAGGGUACCCUUCCAAACCAGAAGCCUUUCCCAAAUUUGAAGACAUG
Messenger RNA from Exophiala viscosa, 1582 nucleotides. RefSeq lists its product as uncharacterized. The transcript has a single exon. The record is from RefSeq and is a predicted model, not a curated record. Bases 112 to 1425 code for a protein of 437 amino acids. NCBI's taxonomy places the organism in Eukaryota, Fungi, Ascomycota, Eurotiomycetes, Chaetothyriales, Herpotrichiellaceae.